AACACAUAACAUAUAUCAUCAUUCAUCAACCACUUAUUAUCAUCACUCACACUACCCUCCUUUUCAAUUCAUAUUUCAUACACUAAUCAUUUCAUCAAUAAAUAAUUCUCCACACACACUACACUCCCUUCCCAAAAUUCCCUCUAAUAAUUCCCCCAAUUUUAUCCACAUAAAUUUUGACCCUAAUAAUAAAUCCCCAAUUUUCCCUAUCAAUUAAACAAAUCAUGCACUCACUAACAAUUAAACUGAACAUAGAUUUCAAUAACAUUGACUCGUCAUCAUCAUCAAGAAACACUCGCGUCAAUUUCGGCUCUGGAGAUGCUCCGGUUAGGUUAUGUAGUCACGUGAGAAGGAAUAACUGUAGGAUCGUCGCACGUGCGUCCGAAAAUGCCGGUGCCGGAGCCGAAGCUGAAGCCGGUGGCGGUUCUGAUAGUCAAAGUCAACUCAAUGAUCAUAAUAAAAAUACUAACGAAACUAGUAAUAAUUCGAGUUCCUUUUUUGAAAGAAGUCAAACUUAUGCUUUGAUUAAACAGCAAAUGGAAGUUGCCGCCAAAUCUGAGAAUUAUGAAGAGGCAGCCAGGCUUCGUGAUUCGUUGAGAUCGUUUGAAGAGGAGGAACCCGUUUUACGUUUACGUAGUUUGAUGAAGGAAGCUAUUGCCAACGAGAGGUUUCAGGAUGCAGCAAGAUACCGUGAUCAGAUCAAAGAAAUUGCUCCUCAUUAUCUGUUGAAAUGUUCAAGUGAUGCAACAACAUUGGGGAUCAGGGUUCAAGUUAGGAGUGUGUAUAUUGAAGGGCGCAGUCAACCUCUGAGAGGCCAAUACUUCUUUGCUUAUCGAAUAAGAAUUACUAAUAACUCAAACCGUCCUGUUCAGCUUCUCAAGAGACACUGGAUAAUUACUAAUGCUAAUGAGAAAUCUGAGGAUGUCUGGGGUAUUGGAGUUAUCGGUGAACAACCAGUUAUACUUCCUAAUAACAGCUUUGAAUAUUCGUCAGCGUGCCCAUUAACCACUUCUAGUGGAAGAAUGGAGGGUGACUUUGAAAUGAAGCAUAUCGAUAAAGUAGGCUCAAAGACAUUCAAUGUGGCCGUUGCGCCAUUUGCUCUCUCAACGUUUGGGGAUGCCACUGAUAACAUUUGAGGUAUCCCAAUGAUAUACUACGACAUCAUACUUUACUCAAGUUGUUGCAAAAGUUGAUCAAUCGAAUAUAGUAGGCAUAGAUGUUUGAUAAAAUGUCAGAAUCAACAAUUUUGUUUAAUUUAUUUGGAAGUACUCAACCUUAGAGUUUGAAUGUAUAGAAUUUUGAAUUUGAAAUCUAUUAUAAAUAUUGAAGUUUGGAAA
Molecule: messenger RNA, 1337 nt
Organism: Erigeron canadensis
Lineage: Eukaryota; Viridiplantae; Streptophyta; Magnoliopsida; Asterales; Asteraceae
Exons: 6
Coding region: 225-1136 (303 amino acids)
Molecular function (GO): protein binding
Source: RefSeq, a predicted model, not a curated record